Porites lobata is the source of this 4605-nucleotide messenger RNA. The record is from the annotation of a GenBank genome assembly. NCBI's taxonomy places the organism in Eukaryota, Metazoa, Cnidaria, Anthozoa, Scleractinia, Poritidae.
GUUUCAAGCUUCAAGUCAUAAUUUACUUGCUGGCGGUAGUUUGCGGUCAGAUUUUUUGCGACUGUUUGAAAGGAUUAUCACUGAAUGUGUUUGUAUAGUGAUUGUUACCUUUGCUUGCCGCAAGAACAUCUAGAAUUGCUGGUUACGUUACCAUUAGUACAGUUCAGCCGCCGGGCACUUUUACAAGAAACGAAGACGAGGGUUAGCAAAAUGAGCAAGGCUGAGGACAGCGAUGGUUUGUAACUAAUCAUUUUGUAUUUGCUUUUUGUCUUCCUUGAACUACUGAGGGAAAUUAGAAAUUGCGUACAACGUUAACGACUAGCCGGAGGCAAAAUGUCAGUUCAGGAAUUCAACAUUUUUUCUGCCGUGAAACUACUAACGUCAAAAUAACCCUAUAGACACCGCAUAAUUUCCAAAGUUAAAAUGAAUUAAUGUAUGUAAGCUGUACAGCUUAUAAAAAGCUAUAAACACUCAGGUUUCCUUGCACUCUGAUAAAAGCACUGAUGAAGGACUAUAGCUCAGUAAAACAAGUCUUUUGCGUCGUCUUGAAUCAGCUAAGAUUUCAGUUCAAAUUCUCUGUUUUUCAAAUAUCGACCGUAAGUCUAUGAGCGAGAUCCUUAUUCUAGUUUCGAAUUUCAAGAGACAAAGGUCUGCUGUUAAUCUAAUAAAUCGUUAACCGACGUUUUCUUUUGUUCUUGCAUUAAAAAUAAGAGAACUAGACAUAGUUUUAUUACCCAUAACAUUAGCGAUGGCUGAGAAGUAACUUAGAGCUACUUAGGGGAAAGGCAAAUUUAAAACAGAGGGUGAAUUUGAUAUUGGCCAAUAUAUACACAGCGUAUACACAGCUGCUGUACAUCAUUGAAUAUGUUUCUAGGAAAAACAGGAAGUCUUUGAUGUCCAACAUGUGUAGAUUUGAACAAACCCAAAAGCGGGGCUCCCAUCCGAACACAGGAAAUUGAGAUUAAUAUAUAGAUUUAGCCAGUGCUAAAAGCGAAGCUCCCUUUAAUAUUUAUAGAUUUAUAGAUUCCUCAAAGAAAAUAUAAAAUUCAGUAAUACUAAAGACAAGUUGAAAGCAACGAGAACGGUAAAAACAACAACAAUAGAUCUAUAAUUAGCAAAAAAACAAAUUUGCACGUGCAGCAGUUUUUUUUGUACAUUUCCUUACUGUUGUUUUACACGACUAAGGGGGUGUUUACAUGAGAAACCUCGAACCAGCGCGAGUUUCAUGCCGGGAUGACUUUUUGAUUUCGUAUCGCGUUUACAUUAUGACUGGGUCAUUUCAUAUCUCGUUAUUUGAAAGUACACUUCAUGCUGAUAAAAUACACGUAAGAUCCAAAAUCGCAAACAUUACGAAUGCGCUACCCGUUCCAGUCUACAGGCAGACCGAUUUCACACCGAAACGUGUGGUUGUUUCGCGUUGACAUGAUACCGUUGCGAGAUUUCGUACCGGAGGUACAACAACCGGGGUGAACUCACCCCGGGAUGACUCGCGCCGGCACGACAUUUUGUGGUGGUAUAACGUAAACAAAUGUAGAGCCAUGAGAGGGAACCGGAGUGAACUCACUCCGGCGCGAAAGUCGCCCCGGUGUCAUGUUGAACUGGUCUCCUUGAAGCUACUGAUGACUGGGCCUUUAAUAUCGAUCGUGGUAAUGUGGCUAAUCAAGCUUUAUUUACAAAGCCACGAUCGACAUUAAAGGCCCAGUUAAUGCUGUGGUUUUUCAUGAUUCAAAAAAGGCAUUUUACACUGUUGAUCAUAAUAUCCUUUUAUCUAAAAUGAACCUUUACAGAAUACAAGGAAUUGCUCUCGAUUGGUUUAGAUCGUAUUUGACAAAUCGUACACGACGAUGUCUCGUUAAUGGUCCCCUUCAUAGAAUCUGUUCUCUUAACUGUGGGGUACCACAGGGAUCUAUAUAUGGUCCCCUUUUAUUUCUUAUUUACACCAACGAUUUGCCAAACUGCCUAACUUCAUGCCUGCCUAGGAUGUAUGCUGAUGACACCCACACAUCACUUAUGCAGAUGUUGAUGUGAAUUCAAUACAGCUAAAUUUGAAUCACGAUUUAGGUAAUCUAAAAAAAUGGCUUAUUUCCAACAAACUUAGUCUGAACUCUGCUAAAACUGAAUUCAUGCUAAUUGGAUCAAGACAAAAAUUGAGUACUUUUGUCGAGCCCACCCGAGCUCUCGAUUGAUAAUGUUCCGAUAGAAAAAGUUACCUCUGUAAAAUCGCUUGCAGUAUUCAUCGAUGAAAAUCUACGGUGGCAAACGCCCAUCGAUAAUUUAUCUUAAAAGAUCGCUUCCGGGAUAGGAGCGAUUAAAAGAAUUAGAGAUUUUCUUCCAACGCCUACUCUCCAUUGCAUACACAACGCCCUCACUUAAUCUCAAUUCGAGUAUUGCAAUAUUGUCUGGGGUAAUUGUGGUAAGACUUUAUUUGACAGGCUACAGAAGCUUCAGAACCGUGCUGCUCUAACCUUUUCUAGAUAUGAUGCAGAUUCCAACCGCUUAUUUAGACAACUUAAUUGGAAAGACUUGAGCACUCAGUUUCAAAUGCAAAAAGCCCCAAUGGUUUACAAGUCUUUAAAUGAUCUUGUUCCAGGAUAUUUAUCCUCUAAUAUGAAACGCUAUGAAACGCGCUACUCGCUAAGCGACUCUAUUAACAAACUGAUUGACCCGUUCCCGCGAACUAACUUCAUGAAGAACAUGACAGCUUCAGUUAAAGCGGAGCAGUUCUCUGGAACAGCCUGCCCUGUGAUAUCAGCGAGGCUAAAUCUUUAAGUCAAUUUAUACGAUUGGCUCAUCUGAAUUUCUGAUUUUUUGAGUACUGUGUACACGGCAUUCAUGAAAAACAGGUCUUAGUUCGGUUAGCUGUAGAUAGUUUUGCAUAUUGUUUAGGGUAGUUAAGUUCAUUUAUUUACUUGCUUAUACUCCUGAUGAAUUUUACCGUGUUUAAAUAAAGAAUUAUUCUAUUCGUUCUAUUCUAAGUUGCUAUUUGCAGUCUUUCUUUUCAUUUCCACUGCUAUGCUGUUUUGCCAGACACUCUCUGCCACUUUUUUCUUUGCGAAAGAACAAGAUAAAAAACGGCACUUCACUUGUUGAUUAUCGUGAAUCAAAAACUGAAAUGACCUUUUGAUUUCCGUGAUUCGUGAUUAGCUAUUUUUUGGUCAGUGAACCUUGCCAGAACGUUAAGUAUCGUUAAGUAUCCUUAGGUCCGAGAAUCGCGAUUAAUUUAAGAGGCAACGAAUUUCAUGAGCUGAGGUUUCAAUUUGAUGUUGGCGAUCCGAGGUCUGCAUUUUUCAAACUUUCCCUUUUUAGGUCCAUAUCUGAUUACAAAAUCAUCUACCACUGACACGUAACUUAUUUUGGCUAGACUGAAAAACACAACAGAGAGAACAUUUAUUUUGUAUGAUUGCAGGAAGCUGUGAACUAACCUGGUACAAAGGAAGUCAAUUUACACCGAAUGCUGCACUUGUUCACACUGAUUUUUUGGGCCUCAUGCAGAAAAUUAACGAUUUUGCUUCCUCGUGCGACGUAAAGGUUUGUUAAAUCCUUGGAAGUGACAACGCAUAUCUGAAGAGUUGUACUAGCCUACAUUUAUAAAUAAGUAAACCGAUCAAACCUUGAGAAUGUAUCAAAGGUCACUACAACGUUGUAAGAAAACGCAGUUCCCUCAGCCUUUGGUAAAGAUUUUGGAUCGAGGGGUGUGGUGAGGGGUGUAAAGGGAUUUCUCCUGCCGCCCCCUUCCCCAGUCCCCUGGUCGAGAGCUUUUUCUCAGGUUACACUUCCCCCUUAGACAAAAAUUUCUUUUCAGUUAAACGGUAUAGGUAGAAGCCUAGUUUAUUAAGGCUGCGAACCAUUGAAUAAAAUCGUUGUUAUAGAGGCAGUGCCCUUUUUGAAAAUGAAUGUUGAAUUGCUGCUGGUAACCGCAGUGUCGUUACACAACUAGUAAGAACUGCUAACUAAUCGCAGCUUUCUUUCAAAGUUGCCAAGGUAGCAGUUAAGUAACAUCUACAGAGAAUCAUCCUAGAAAUUUUUCUCCAAAAGUAUAUUUCCGAGGGAAUUAAUAUGGAGUGAAUUAAUUUUCAGGUGUAUGUCACCAGCUCUUUCAGAAAACCGGGACAAGUCAUAACUGGAGCGAUCGUGGAACCCGAUAAACGUAGCAACCACUACGUGGGUCAUGCAAUUGACAUGAAUGUAUGGGACAAGAAUGGAAAACUGUGCAACAGUAAAUGUCUUCGUCAUUCAUUGAACCAGCAUCCAGAUGUUCAGUGCUUUAUUGAUAAGGUCAGAAAUGAUCCAGAUCUUCGAUGGGGAGGAGAUUUUACCCCAAAAGAUGAGGUACAUAUUGAUGACGGCAUCAAUUGUCGACAACCGAGUGUCUACGAUAAGCUUUACAACACCUUACAUAAACACUCCCCAGACGUCUAGCCGUAUCGUGGAAAGUGUUUUUUAAGACCAUCAUGAAUAACUUGCUCAAAAAGCCGCCGCUGUAAGCGAACAGACCGAAAUUGAUGGGUGAAAGGAUUACGAGGUGUAAUGUUUUUUAGCAUAAGUAACGUUUGACAUUUACCAGAAAAUCUCUGUUAAAUCAUAUCGAGACUCUAUAAUUAACCC